AUGGCGCGCGCUCUGGCGGAUCUAGCCGUGGAUUUGCAGGUGCCCCGGGUCGUCCCCUGCCCGGAUUCGGACUCGGAUACAGACUCGGAGGAUCCGAGUCUCCGGCGCAGCGCGGGUGGCUUGCACCGAUCACAGGUCAUCCACAGCGGACACUUCAUGGUGUCCUCGCCGCAUAGCGACUCGCUGACCCGGCGACGCGACCAGGAGGGGCCCAUGGGGGUCGCCGACUUCGGGCCGCGCAGCAUCGAUCCGACACUCACCCGCCUCUUCGAGUGCUUGAGCCUGGCUUACAGUGGCAAGCUGGUUUCUCCCAAGUGGAAGAACUUCAAAGGCCUCAAAUUGCUGUGCCGGGACAAGAUCCGCCUCAACAACGCCAUCUGGAGGGCCUGGUACAUUCAGUAUGUGCAGCGGAGGAAGAGCCCAGUAUGUGGCUUCGUGACCCCUCUGCAGGGGUCGGAAGCAGAUGAGCACCGGAAACCGCAGGCUGUCGUCCUGGAGGGGAAUUACUGGAAACGGCGCAUCGAGGUGGUGAUGCGGGAAUACCACAAGUGGCGAAUCUACUACAAGAAGCGGCUCCGUAAGUCCAGCAGGGAAGGGGAUCUCCUGGCUCCCAAGCAGGUGGAAGGUGGGUGGCCGCCACCAGAGCGAUGGUGCGAACAGCUCUUCUCCAGUGUGGUGCCCGUGCUGCUUGGGGGCUCCGAGGAGGAGCCUGGGGGUCGACAGCUUCUGGACCUCGACUGCUUCCUGUCCGAUAUAUCCGAUACACUCUUCACCAUGACACAGCCCAGCCCCUCAUCCCUUCAGCUGCCCCCAGAAGACGCUUAUGUUGGCAAUGCUGACAUGAUCCAGCCAGACCUGACGCCGCUGCAGCCCAGCCUGGAUGACUUCAUGGAGAUAUCAGAUUUCUUCACCAAUUACCGUCCCCCGCAGACGCCCACAUCUUCAAACUUCCUGGAGCCCCCCAGCGUUGGCCCCAUGGCUGACUCCCUCUUCAGCAGUGGGAUCCUGGGCCCAGAGAUGCCAUCUCCAGCUUCCUUGUCCUCCUCCUCGGGGAUGACCCCUCUCUCAGGGACUACCCGUCUACAGGCUCGGAACAGCUGCCAUGGACCCUUGGACCCCAGUGCCUUUUUGAGCUCUGACUUCCUUCUUCCCGAAGACCCAAAGACCAAGAUCUCACCUGCUCCUGUACCGACUCCCCUCCUUCCAUACCCCACCCCUGCCAAGGCACAGGGCUUAGAGCCCUGCACCCCACCUCCCUUCCCUACAAUGGCUCCACCUCCCACUCUGUUGCCAGAAGAGCCCCUCUUCUCUGCCAGGUUCCCCUUCACCGCAGUCCCUCCUGCUCCAGGAGGGCCUCCACUUCCUGCCCCCACCACCUUCGUUCCCACCCCACAGCCUGGCCCUGGCCCUGGCCCUGCCCCUUUCCCUGUAGACCAUCUGCCCCAUGGGUACCCGGAACCUGUCUUCAGGCCUCACUUCGUCAUGCCCCAGGAUAUGCAGCCCAGAUGCAAGCCCUCCAUCCCAUCCCCUGGUGGACGGAAAGCCAGUCCCCCUACCUUGGCCCCUACCACUGCCAGCCCCAUUGCCACUGCCAGAGACAACAACCCCUGCCUUACCCAGCUUCUCAGGGCAGCCAAGCCUGAGCAAGCACUGGACCCUCCAACUGUGCCCAGCACCCUCCUCCGGCCUUCAGAGUCCCCGCAGGAUACAGUCUCCGAGCUCCCCCGUGUCCGCGCCUUCUUUCCCCCAAUCCCGGCCCCUACACCACCUCAGCCACCUCCGUGCCCAGCCACACUGGCCCCUCCCAGGUCCCUGAUUGUCCCCAAAGCAGAGCGGCUCUCACCCCCAGCGCCCAGCGGCAGUGAGCGGCGAUUAUCAGGGGAUCACAACUCCAUACCACCCACGGGGGCACUGAGUGUCCACCUGUCUUCCCCUCAACCUAUCCUAAGCCGGGGUCGUGUAGACAACAACAAGAUGGAGAACCGACGCAUCACACACAUCUCUGCGGAACAGAAGAGGCGUUUCAAUAUCAAGCUAGGAUUCGACACCCUUCAUGGACUUGUGAGCACACUCAGUGCCCAGCCCAGCCUCAAGGUGAGCAAAGCGACCACGCUGCAGAAGACGGCCGAGUACAUCCUGAUGCUGCAGCAGGAGCGGGCGGCCAUGCAGGAGGAGGCGCAGCAGCUGCGGGAUGAGAUAGAGGAGCUCAAUGCUGCCAUCAACUUGUGCCAGCAGCAGCUACCAGCCACUGGGGUGCCCAUCACGCAUCAGCGCUUUGACCAGAUGCGGGACAUGUUUGAUGACUAUGUCCGGACCCGUACACUGCACAACUGGAAGUUCUGGGUCUUCAGCAUCCUCAUCCGGCCUUUGUUUGAAUCCUUCAAUGGCAUGGUGUCCACCGCAAGCUUGCACAGCCUCCGCCAGACCUCGUUGGCUUGGCUGGACCAGUACUGUUCCCUGCCUGCUCUCCGACCAACUGUUCUGAAUUCCCUUCGCCAGCUCAGUACAUCUACCAGCAUCCUGACCGACCCGAGCCGUGUACCUGAGCAAGCCACCCGGGCAGUCACAGAGGGCACCCUGGGCAGACCAUUCUAAUCCCAGUGAAGGCUUCAAGCUCCAGGGACAACUCAUGGGCACUCCCCUCUUGAUCCUGGCCAGCCCUUUCCCUGAGAAUCUAGUAGGCUCCUGGUUUUACACUUAGCCAUCUCCUGGGAAUGGAGAAGAACCUGGUUCCCACCCCUGCACUAUACCAAUGCCUGAUCCCCGGGGACUCAUACUCCAUCUUUGGACCUCCAUUUAAUAACAGAGGACCCCAAAGGCAUUAGCAACUGUGAUGCUGGGGCCCUAAGCCACUCAGGGAGCUCCGAGGAGAGAUGAGGUCAAGCUACAUCCUCAUGACUCCCUGCUGUGGGCAGAGGGCAUCGCCCUUGGUUCCUCAGCAGGGAGGCAGAACAGGAGAUCUGCUCUCUUUGCCCCUGCACUGGUGACGCAGGACGGGCGCUGCAGAGUGGCUUCCUGGGUGACCACUGAGGUCUGGUGCCAGGAGAGAUCAGGGCAAGGGGCGACCAGAGCAGGGCAGGCAUCUUGCACGUAUGUAGAUGUGUGUGUGCGUAUGUGGAUUUUAUAAACACAUUCUUGAACAAUAAAAGCAAAAACUGCAA
Peromyscus californicus insignis is the source of this 3161-nucleotide messenger RNA. RefSeq names its product MLX interacting protein like (gene Mlxipl). Gene Ontology annotation, molecular function: protein dimerization activity; RNA polymerase II cis-regulatory region sequence-specific DNA binding; DNA-binding transcription factor activity, RNA polymerase II-specific. Gene Ontology annotation, cellular component: nucleus. Lineage: Eukaryota; Metazoa; Chordata; Mammalia; Rodentia; Cricetidae. The record is from RefSeq and is a predicted model, not a curated record. Gene Ontology annotation, biological process: regulation of transcription by RNA polymerase II.